This is a messenger RNA of Acanthochromis polyacanthus (spiny chromis), 6744 nucleotides long. RefSeq names its product chloride channel, voltage-sensitive 2a (gene clcn2a). The transcript has 25 exons. Bases 458 to 3511 code for a protein of 1017 amino acids. Gene Ontology annotation, biological process: transmembrane transport; chloride transport. Gene Ontology annotation, cellular component: membrane. Gene Ontology annotation, molecular function: voltage-gated chloride channel activity. Lineage: Eukaryota; Metazoa; Chordata; Actinopteri; Pomacentridae. The record is from RefSeq and is a predicted model, not a curated record.
UCAAAGCUGGAGCAAAGGACAGCUGGAUCUGUCAGGAAUAGCUACCACGCACGAUUUCAAAAGAAAAAAGAAAAGAGAUAGCACAUUAUAAUCUGUCCAAACAAUCAGCGAGUACACCUGCAGCACAAAAGCACAAAACAUCAUCAAGUCCAGAAAGUCCAGGGAGAGACAGCAGCACAGUGAUCGUGGAGGAGGGAGGCGGUGUUUCACAGCAAACCGCUCCAGCGCUGCUUGUGUUUCUGCUGCUGCUGCUGCGAGCCGACAGCCGGCUGGACGCUCAUCUGGCGCACACAGAGGCGGCGGCGGCGGCGCUUUUUCAUCAUGCAGGAGGGCUCAUGAUCAGAAACCUGUUACUCUCUGCACAUGUGAUGGCAGCCGGCCCCUCCUCCUCCGCAUAUUAAUUAUUUGCGCUCCUUGAGUGGCUCCGAUUCGGCGUCUUAAUGAGGAUAUUGCGACAAUGGUGAAGGACAAGGCCGAAAACCGGACGCUUCAGUAUCAGCAAACUUUGAUGUAUGGGCGGUACACCCAGGAGCUGGGUGUGUAUGCCAAGGAGGAGGCAGCCCGCCUACGGGAUGGAGGAGUACGGGAUGGUGGAGGAGUGCGGAGGAACACCAGCGUACGCAGUCGUGCUGCAGAUCUUCUGGAGUAUGAGAAAGACCCCUGUGCAAAGUGCCAGUCGUGCGCGUCUCGCUGCCAGAAGUUUCUGAUCUCGCGGGUGGGGGAGGACUGGAUCUUCCUCAUUCUGCUGGGGCUGCUCAUGGCUCUGGUCAGCUGGGUCAUGGACUACGCCAUCGCCUUCUGCCAGGAAGCACAGAAGUGGAUGUACGGAGGACUGGACAGCAACAUGCUUCUGCAGUACAUCGCCUGGGUCACCUACCCUGUAGUACUCAUCACUUUCUCAGCAGGAUUCACGCAGAUACUGGCGCCUCAGGCUGUGGGUUCAGGUAUUCCUGAGAUGAAGACGAUACUCAGGGGGGUGGUCCUGAAGGAGUAUCUGACUUUUAAGACCUUCGUGGCCAAAGUCAUUGGUCUGACCUGCGCUCUGGGCAGCGGGAUGCCACUGGGAAAAGAGGGACCCUUCGUUCAUGUCGCCAGUCUGUGCGCUGCUCUCCUCAGCAAAUUCAUGGCUGCUCUGUUUGGGGGGAUUUACAUGGAAGAGGCCUUUGAGGGAAGCAAGAAUGAGCUGAGGAACACGGAGAUGCUGUCGGCCGCCUGUGCGGUGGGUGUGGGCUGCUGCUUUGCUGCCCCUAUUGGAGGGGUGCUGUUCAGUAUUGAGGUCACAUCAACAUUUUUUGCGGUGAGAAAUUACUGGAGGGGCUUCUUCGCUGCCACCUUCAGUGCUUUCAUAUUCAGAGUGCUCGCUGUGUGGAACCAGGAGGAAGAGACGAUCACGGCUCUCUUUAAGACCCGUUUCCGUCUGGACUUCCCGUUCGACCUUCAGGAGCUGCCGGCGUUCGCCAUCCUCGGGAUUGCCUGUGGCUUUGGUGGUGCUCUGUUUGUCUACCUGAACCGGCUGAUUGUGGAGUGCAUGAGGAAGCAGAAGACCAUUAACAAGUACUUGCUGAGGAAUCCAUCUCUUCCUGUCAGGCGUCUGGUGUAUCCUGCACUCGUCACCCUGCUGGUCUCCACACUCACGUUCCCUCCGGGCUUCGGGCAGUUCAUGGCUGGACAGCUGACGCAACACGAGUCUCUGGUCGCUCUGUUCGACAAUCGCACAUGGUGCCGUCAGGGCGUGGCAGAGGAGUUUGACUACAUCAGCCACCAUCACGCCUGGAAACACCCCCAGGUCAACGUCUUCAUCACGCUCAUCCUCUUCAUCAUCAUGAAGUUCUGGAUGUCCGCUGUAGCUACCACCAUGCCUGUUCCAUGUGGGGCCUUCAUGCCAGUUUUUCUUAUCGGUGCAGCGUUUGGGAGACUUGUUGGAGAGAUCAUGGCAACCAUGUUCCCUGACGGCAUACAUGCUGAUGGCACUGUGUAUCCCAUAGUUCCUGGUGGUUAUGCUGUAGUCGGUGCUGCAGCUCUGUCUGGUGCUGUCACCCACACUGUAUCCACAGCAGUCAUUGUGUUUGAGCUGACUGGUCAGAUCUCCCACAUCUUGCCUGUGAUGAUCGCAGUUAUCCUGGCCAAUGCUGUGGCCCAGUCACUCCAACCAUCCCUGUACGACUCCAUCAUUCGCAUCAAGAAACUUCCUUAUCUGCCUGAGCUGGGGAUGGGACAUCAUGAGAAAUAUAAUAUCCGUGUGGAGGACAUUAUGGUCAGGGACGUGCGCUUCAUCACUCUUAACUCAACCUACCGGGACCUGCAGGAGAUGCUGCUGACUGGUCAGCUCAAGACACUGGCCCUGGUUGAAUCCAGAGACUCUAUGAUCCUCUUGGGCUCCAUAGAGCGACUCCAGCUCCAGUCUCUGCUCUCUCUUCAGCUGGGCCGCCAGCGGAGGCUCGAGUACCUCCGCCAGCUGGCCCAGGACAACGGCACCCACGAUCACCUUCCCAGCCUGACCACCGACAGCACCCCCAGCUCGCCCUGCACCCACACCAACCUCAAUGCCUCGGCCAACACCAGCGCUCGCCAAGGGGUCCGCUUCCUGGUGAGCACCCAACAGAUCUCCACAGAGGAGUCUUCCUCCUUCAGCCCAGUGGUUUCCAAUGUUCAGCUUCCUCUGAAAUCCGCCUUGAAAACUGUGUCUGCCAUCAGUGACACAGAGACGCCAAAUAGCUCUCAGACCCUCUCCUGUGCUGACCAAGACAAGGAACUGCUGGAGAGCCCGGCUGGGCCGGCUCCUCCUGAAAAAAGAAAGCCCAAGCCCAAACGAGUGAGGAUCUCCAUGGCGGACUCCACUGAAGUGGAAGAUUGUAUGACUCCCUCAGAUAUAGCAGAGUGGGAGGAGCAGCAGCUCGAUGAGCCGGUGGAUUUCAAGAACUGCAAGAUUGAUCCUGCCCCCUUCCAGCUGGUGGAGCAAACGUCUCUGCAUAAGACUCACACUAUCUUCUCUCUGCUGGGUCUGGAUCACGCAUACGUGACCAGCAUGGGACGCCUAGUCGGAGUGGUUUCUCUGAAAGAGCUGCGUAAGGCCAUCGAGGGCUCCGUGACGGUGACCGGAGUGAAAGUGCGCCCUCCCCUGGCCAGUUUCCGAGACAGUGGAAACACCACGAGUGUAUCUGAGGUAACAGAACUGCACAAGCUGUGCAUCCGCCACAGGGGGCUCUCGUUGCCACGGGAACCCAACCCUCCGGACGUGGAGGACCAACCGGAUCUCCAGUACAAGGAGAUCCCCGUCAACUUCUCGGAGCAAACAAAUUUGCAGUUUGAAACCAGCCCCAGCGACACCACAAACCAGUCGUCGGAGCUGGGUCUCCAGGAAAGCCCCUCGUUCGCCGAGGACCAAUCGGAGUUUACUUUUGACUGCAGUCCCUCCCACACUGAGGAAUCAGAGCUGGCCUGUGACUAUGACCCCCCACCCAAACCCCUGAGCCGGACGAAAUGGAGCAAGAACAGGGGAGUCCUUCUCUGAACAAGGACCAGUCAGAACCUGAGGGAGAGGGUAGCAUCGCCCACACUGAGGAUCAAUCAGAAUGAUCAGAUCCAUACUGUCGCCUCAUGAAUGUUGACGUUUCUUACGUUUGUAGAGGUCACACUCACCUCCAAGUCCAGCCUUGAUGCCUGUGUUUCUAACGUUUGUUGUAGUCCAAGUGAGAGUGUGAGCAAAUGCCUGUUUGAAGGAUAAAGCUGGUUUUAUUUUAUAUCUUUAUUAUCAUCAAAAAAUCCCUUGGAAAGAUUCAAAUCAGCAACACAUCCCAACUUCACUCAACUCUGAGGCUCAAAGCUACAUCAGCCACUGCUCACGUCACACGUACGAAUCUCUGGCUGAGAAGUUAGCAGACAAGUUGCAUUGUGGGUAGUGUAGAUACCAGAUUUAACAAAGUGGCAACUUCUGUUUAUUAAAAAUACAGCCAGUGUGGAAGUGCAGUUCCUCAAAUGGCCACUUGAGGCUGGUGUCAAAAGUGAGUCAGUCUCCAUAUAACCCCAUAUUAAAAUGUCCAACUUCAAAGCAGAAAUAAAACCUGUUUACACCCUGGAACAAAAAAUGUUUUUGGCCUCUUUAGCUCGUUUCCCUGUUUGUGAUAACUCAAGGGGGGGUGAUUGUUUAUAUAAUUCACCCAUUUAACUUGUAUUCAGGUUUAAAAUGAUGCAUAAUUAAGGGAAUGGCACAGGAGAGUCCUUUUCUUGCCUCAGCCACAAGCCUGUGUUCAUUCUUGAUACAAGUGGGAACUAGUCGGAGUUAGGCACUGCCAAAAUGAUGACAGUAAACACACUGAGAUUUUAGACCGCUGUUCAGAAAACCUAUAGGAGACAUCACAGAGAGUUCAUCAAUCUUUGUGUAUAGUCAGUGGUUUUAAAAAGAACCAACACGGUCACAGCGGCGCAAUGCUACACUGGUGAACAACCACCGUGUAGCCUAACGGAGUUUGAGACUUCUUUCGUGGUCUCGGAAACAAAUGUUUAUGAACUUUCUCAUCACAAGGUCCCUUUAGCAGCUAUUCUAGAGGAUUUCAAUCAUGAUGCUCCUCAGCAGGUGGAGUCUGCUCUUUUGUCACUGUAGGUGGUCUAUGAUAAUAUCUCUAGAAAGGUUGAAAAUGUAGUUUUCAAGAUGAAGAACGACCUCAAACUGAGAAUUUGACGUAUUUGAAGGCUUGACAACAGCUGCUAAAGGGACAUUUAGGUGACAGUGUUUUGUCAGUUUAGCUACAAUUAAAUCAAAGCCCACUAAAACAGGAGUAAACAGCUUAUUUGUGUGGAACUGUUUCCAGCUGUGGAUUGACGCACAUUUUCAGUCUCGUGUAUUUACAGGACCAGACUUAUGCAUGUGGAAUACCGUUCAUAUUUGUCAACCGUGAAGCUCACCAUUAUAAUAGUGCAUAGUGUGAAAGAAUUUCCCAAAGCUGCUUGUUUUUAGGACGUGUUACUGCAAUAGUAGUAAAUGUUGAAUCAGUUGACAGCUAUUUUAAGCUGCAGAUUUGUAGAUUAAGAGGAUGCUAUACGUGGGAUUUGACUCAAAAAAUAAACCGCGCUGCCCGUGUUUAUUGUAGAGGAGGAUGAAGUCAAGCAGCACUACACUGCUUGAACUGUGGCUCAUUGUGUUUUCAGUCAUUUUUGAAUAAUAAUGAAGGUUUAUGACUCAGAGUACCUACUACUAAAAGUAUAAGCUGAGGCUUUGGCUGCAAACGCAUCACGGGUUUGAACCUUUCCGGGGGAUUGUUGACAAUAAGAUCAUACAGAACAUCAGCUUUAUCUUUUAUUUGUGUGUCUGUGUAUGUGCGAAACAAACUUUCCUUGCCAUGCUCAAAUCUGGUUUAGACUCUUUACUCAUUUAAAUUGAGUCUUCAUGCCAAAAUAACCCUCCCGUGAACAUGACGCCAAACAUUAUCAGGACACAAAUGAGUAAUAAUGGAGAAAUAAAAUAAAGAAAGCACAGAAGAACAAAGAAAUUACUCCAAUGAGCACAUAAUGGUACUUAUUUAAACAACUACCUAUUCUUUAGCACUGGAAUAAUAUACCAGAGGACGAGAAUGAAUGGCUUGUAAUUUUAAGAUAUAGUGCUGUUGGUUUAUGUGUCAGCUGAUAUGCAAUAAAUUUACAUCAAUAAUGCAGUAAAGGUGACGCUCACACUACAUUACUUAAAACGCUCUGCAGAUCUUGGCAGAGCUACAAGUCGCAGCAUAUCAUUAUUAGUAUGUUUCAUUAUUUUACUAUUUAAUAUGAACUAUAUCAGCCCCAGAAAUCCACUAUCAGCUGGGAUCUAUUCACACGGUGAACAAAGGCAGCUUCCAAAGGUCCGCCAAACUUAGUACAGGGCUCCAAACACCAGUGAAGCACAUUGUAAUUACCAUAAAUAUAACUAACUGCACAUGUAGCCUUGUUUGGCUUUAGUGGGGCUGAUUCAAUAAGGGUGAUGUAGACCGUCGCUCUCGUCAUUUAUAUCUUCUGCAGUGUGAAUUUAGCGCGUUUCCAGCAUGAGAAAGGAACAAACACAGGAGCUCCGAGUUACGGGAAGAUGCCGGCUGUUGUACAGAACACACACACACACACACACUUAUACGCACACAUGUGCUGUACCGUAUGCGGCCUGUAAAUAUUUCCACCACAGUAUGUUACACGAAUCUUUACGACCCGGCCUGGCCUCUAAUGCAACGUUGAGAAAUGUAACUAGUGUAUGAAGCCCCAGUGACACCCACGAGUCCAACAACUGUUGUAGAGCAAAGUGUGUGUGCGAGUCCUUGUUCCGACCUUCAAAUGGAUGUUUUAGCCUCAUGCGACAAUUUUGAGCCAUAACCUUAUGUGACUUCACCGCAGCACACUAAGUCUGUUUCAUUUCUUUUUUUGUUGAUCUGUGUAAACAUUUGUGCCACGAUUUAUUAACGUCUAAACUUUUUGUUUGCAUAUAGAAUGUGACGUAGUGCUCGCCCUAUAAGAUAAUGUAUAAGGAGUUAAAUGUAGAGAGUGUAUAAGCUAAUUUGCAGCGUAUCUAGUUAAGCAAUAAGCCUGUAGUAUCUCCCUUUAUAUGGCACUGGCCUGUAUAUGCUUUGUAUAUAUGGAAAUACACGGAUGAGAGCUGCGUACACGCUAUUGUACAUAGGAGAAUUAUGCAUUUGAAAUCAACAGCCAUUGUUAUUUUUCAGAGGACAUGAAAUUGUUUUUGUACAUGAGUGAAUGAUUAAAUUUAAAGAAAAACACGUUUAAAAGAUA